UGCACCACUUCUUGAAACAAGAAGAACCAGCAGAUUGUAACGGGCAAGUUCAAUUUGCAGAUUACAAAAAUCUCUCUCUUCUCCCCAGUGACAUAGAGAAGAGGAAUUGAGAGGUAAUUCGAAAGAGCUCCCUAAUUUAUGAUGCAAUUAAUCCCUAUUAAAACUUUUGCAAUCACACUAAUGUUGGGAUUCACACUUGUAAUUCUCUUCCUAACAGAUUUUAUCGAAUUCCCAUCUGCCAAUUCUGCAAUCUCACCACCCAAAAAUUCACUAUUAACAACCCUUUCAUCAAAAUCCACGGCCCCAGACCCAUUUAGGGAUCUGUUUAAAGCGUACAGGAAGUGGGAUUCUCAAGUCGGUUGUGAUCGAUUCAGAGAAAAGCACAAAGAGGGUUUGGGAAAUGGGUCAAUGUCCUUGCAAGAUUUUGAGGGCGAAUAUCAGUGUAGUAAGUUGAAGAUGAAGCAUGUAAGUGUUUUGGUCAAAGGGUGGACUUGGAUUCCUGAUAAUUUGGAUAAUUUGUAUAGCUGUAGAUGUGGGUUGAGCUGUUUGUGGACCAAAUCUUCUGUUCUUGCUGAUAAACCUGAUGCCCUUCUGUUUGAGACCACGACUCCUCCUCUUCAGAGGAGUGAUGGUGAUCCACUUCGUGUAUACAUGGAUCUGGAAGCCAGCAGGAAGAGAUCAGGCUGCGAGGACAUUUUUAUUAGUUAUCAUGCUAAAGAUGAUGUCCAGUCAACAUAUGCCGGAGCACUCUUCCACAACAACCGAAAUUAUCAUUUAUCUUACACCAAGAACAAUGAUACUCUUGUUUAUUGGUCCUCAUCACGUUGUCUUCCUCGAAGAAACCAACUUGCCAAAACCCUACUCAAAUUGUUACCGCACCACUCAUUUGGCAAAUGCUUGAACAAUGUUGGAGGAGUCAACCAGGCACUGUCCCUCUAUCCCGACUGUGUGAAGGACAGCAAUGAAGAACCUAAAUGGUGGGAUCAUAUACAUUGUGCCAUGUCCCAUUAUAAGUUUGUGCUUGCAAUUGAAAACACAGCGACGGAGAGUUAUGUGACAGAAAAAUUAUUUUACGCUCUUGACUCUGGAGCAGUUCCCAUAUAUUUUGGCGCCCCUAAUGUUUGGGACUUUGUACCUCCACAUUCGAUCAUAGAUGGGACAAAAUUCUCUUCCGUGAAGGAACUGGCUUCUUUUGUCAAGGCCUUAGCUAAUGAUCCUGUUGCUUAUGCGGAGUAUCAUGCAUGGAGGAGAUGCGGCGUUUUAGGUAAUUUUGGGAAGACCCGUGCAACUAGCCUUGACACAUUACCCUGCAGACUAUGUGAGAUUGUGAGUAGAAAAAACGGGAGGAAUGCACGAGUACGGUAAAAACUAGGUGGGUUUUUAUGGGUAGUUUUGAUGCGAGGAUCAUGCUACUUAAUAGCUGAUUUAGUUUCUCAUUGUAAUGUUAGUGUAUAUACUAUCUGAAAAUUGUGAUGUUGUAGAAAUCUGAAAAUUGUGAUGAUGUAGAAACUAGAAAGAGUUGAAAUGAGAAAUAAAUUACAUGGAUAUUUUGCUUGUUUUCA
Molecule: messenger RNA, 1562 nt
Organism: Olea europaea var. sylvestris
Lineage: Eukaryota; Viridiplantae; Streptophyta; Magnoliopsida; Lamiales; Oleaceae
Product: alpha-(1,4)-fucosyltransferase-like
Exons: 3
Coding region: 139-1365 (408 amino acids)
Cellular component (GO): membrane
Molecular function (GO): alpha-(1->3)-fucosyltransferase activity
Source: RefSeq, a predicted model, not a curated record